Striga hermonthica is the source of this 489-nucleotide messenger RNA. NCBI's taxonomy places the organism in Eukaryota, Viridiplantae, Streptophyta, Magnoliopsida, Lamiales, Orobanchaceae. The record is from the annotation of a GenBank genome assembly.
GUGGGAAUGUCCUUGCAAGCUAUGAGUAACAGAGAUCCGAUGGAAUAUGUGAGGGAUGCAGCUGCGAGGAUGGAUGCCGAGUUCACACAAGAAGGGCUUUCGAAACAUGAUAUCAAGAAUAUCAGCCAUCUUAUUGUCCCAGUCUAUUAUCAGACCCAUUUUUACCUGUACUGUUUGGACUUUGAAAAUAAAAGGCUGGGCAUUCUUGAUAACAUGGAUACAGUGUUGAGUGGAAAAGUGCCAAUGAAAAACAAGUAUGGUGGAACUAAAGAUUUCUUGAAAAAGGUCAUUGGAGAGUACAAAAAAACAUACAAGAAACCCUUCAAGAGCGCGUUCAACAAGCUUACCUUUAAACUGGUGAAUAUGCACUGCGCAGAUUCAACAAACACAACGGACUGCGCAAUAUAUGCGAUGCAUCACAUGUCCAAAUAUGUUUGUGUGCAUGCAGAUGGCCAUGAUUGCGCAUUCCCUGUGAUAGGCAGUGAUUCG